Molecule: messenger RNA, 1536 nt
Organism: Neurospora hispaniola
Lineage: Eukaryota; Fungi; Ascomycota; Sordariomycetes; Sordariales; Sordariaceae
Exons: 6
Coding region: 1-1536 (511 amino acids)
Source: RefSeq, a predicted model, not a curated record
AUGGCCGCCCAGCUCCCAUCCGAGGCCAUUGGCUCCGCCGUUGGUAUUCUCAUCUACAGUUUGUUUUGUCUGUUUCUGAGCCUGCUUCUGCUAUGGCUGGUCUGGGUUCAUCAUGAGCGAAGAAGCUAUGUGGCUAUGCUAUCAUUCUCCAUGUCCUUGGGCACACUGGCAUCCAUCAUCCAACAAAUCCACACAAUAGCCUACUGGAACGACGUCAAGACAUCGCAGUACGAAAACGUGGUAGCCAAUGCUGGAAGGCCCGAGUUAAACGUCACCGGCGCUUCUACCGGCUUCGACCUCGUCCUCUUUUACAUACAGUACUAUUCCUACAAUGUGGAUGCCAUGCUGGUGGUUUUCUGGUCCGUCGAAUUGGCAAACUCGAUCCUCCAGCUUCGAAAUUCCAGGCUCAACCGCCUCAGGGGAAGUUUGUGGGCAAAGGCGAGCGCCAUUAUCCUGCCUAUCAUCCAGGUGUGCCUGCUCAGAACCAAUGUUGUUCAAGGCAGUGUCUUUGGCUUCAUGGUCUUGGCCGACUUUAUCAUGAUCAUAAGCUUUGGUAUCGGUAGCCUGCUUCUGUUCGCUAUUCUUAUCAAGUACAUCCACUCCAGGGCCGCCCUGGUGUCCUGGAAAGUUCGCUAUGGCCAAAAUUCGUCAAAGACUACCAACCCAUACUCGGGUAGUGGGAACGUGCCGUCGGGUCACAGGCCUGCUCUACCGCGCAGAAACAUCUACGAUAGCUGGCUUGCUGUGCGCUUCACUGUCGCCUUUGUGGCAUUAGGACUCUUCGAACUAGUCGUCAUCUUCUUCCAACUCCGCGCCGCCAACACCAACACCAAAGACAACAUCCCCCCCAAACCCGACCUCAGCGCCGCCCGCGCCCGAGGCGACUUUGCCCUCUUCUGCCCCGGCGUCUCCGCCAGUCUUCUCAUCUUCAUCGUCUUCGGCACCACCCGGACCUUCCGCGAGUACGUCUGGACCCGAUUUGCGCCCCAACUGCUCCAGGACCGAGUCGCGGCAAGGAAGGCCCUCAAGAAGCAAAAAACCCCACCAAACGAAGGAGGACAAGGAGGCGAAAAUGGAACCAUGGCGCCACCCGUCAUCUUGUCCACCUUCCAAAUCGGUGUCAGGAGAAACAGCAGUCACAACUCUGCAAACCCUGCUGCUGGCGCCACCCACGACGACAACGACUAUAAAGGGGUGCAGACACUGACGACCAUUAACGGACACAAGUAUCGGAAUGGACCGUAUACACCCUAUAUACGCAGCGCGACGCCGAGUCCCUGUCCCUCGCCUAGUCCCGGGCCUGGUAGUGAGGUGGAUCUGGAGAUGGGGAAUGGGAAUGGCGGGCAAUACGCAGGUCGCGGGAGCUACGAGGGAAGCGGCGGCGGCGGCGGGAAACAACUACAACAACAACACUUGCAGACGGCAAGGACGACGACAGCCUUUGGGGUGGUGGUUAGGAGUACAAGCCGGACGGAUGAUGAUGACGUUCCGAUUUUGAAGAAGGCGAUGCCUGCUUUUCAGAGAGGCCAUCGAUAG